This is a messenger RNA of Gasterosteus aculeatus aculeatus (three-spined stickleback), 2686 nucleotides long. Its product is annotated as serine/threonine-protein kinase NIM1. The record is from RefSeq and is a predicted model, not a curated record. Gene Ontology annotation, cellular component: cytoplasm. Gene Ontology annotation, molecular function: tau-protein kinase activity; ATP binding. Gene Ontology annotation, biological process: microtubule cytoskeleton organization; protein phosphorylation; intracellular signal transduction. NCBI's taxonomy places the organism in Eukaryota, Metazoa, Chordata, Actinopteri, Perciformes, Gasterosteidae.
AGUGAAACAUGUAUUUUUAUUUAUUGUGAAAGCAAUAUAUGUUGGAUGAGCAAUGUUCUUCUUACCUCAACUGGUAAAAAAUGUACCCGGAUAAAAAAUAACUUUAAGUUAAUGCUUUUUGUCCACAUGGGGGAAGUUUAAACCUAAUAAUGCCAAUAUGACAAACUGUAGGCAUACAGGUGGCUUCUGGCGACAGUAACUGUCCUUUGGAGUUGUUACUCUGCACAGAUCUUUUUCUUGUUUUUUCUUAAGAAAAUGCUGAUGCUAAAUGCUAAUUCAUUUGCAUUCAGGAUGGAAAUGACCUCUUAACCUCGUAUUGUUUUACCUUCUCAAAGGUUGAUUUGACCGAGUUUCCUUUCAUUUUAACUGUUAAAGUUAGCCUACUGCAAUAUGUGUAACAUCAAUCUUUCAGUGAUUCAAUUAAUACACAAGGUGUUUUAUUAUGUUUUGUUAUGUUUUUUAUAUUGUGUUCCAAUAUUUAUCCCCACAGAAAACUAAUGUGAUUAAUGAUUAGUAUUUCCUUUGAAAGUGCGUAUGCAGCGAUUGCCUCGUUUUAGUCUAUGUUAGAUAAGAACCCAAUGAGCAGUGCACUAAUACACUGCUAAUAGGAUUGUGACGAGGGAUUUAGUCCUCGUAGGCCGUGUUCACAUGUUCAGUGAGAGUCAGGUGUGGCUGAGGGACAGACAUGAAGGAUCCACAGCUCCAAGCCAUCAAAGCACGCAUAUGGCCGAAGCAGAAAGAGGGCAAAAAAUCAAAAAGCGAGGCCAUAGUGGAGGAGAAAAUAGGCUGGAGGCCGACGGCCUCCGCUCGCCCAAGUGCCGUCCCAAAGCUGACCGAAGCGGAGAGGAUGAGGCAGUCGCCGUUCGACAGCGUCGUCUACGACAUGGCCCACAGCGAGAGGAUCGUCAACGACCUGAUGCUCGGGCGAAGGGUCGGCUUCUACGAGCUGCGUGGAGAGAUCGGCCAGGGGAAUUUCUCCACGGUCAGGCUGGGCAUCCAUGCCUUGACCAAAGAGAGAGUCGCUAUCAAAAUCAUGGAUAAGCUGCGUCUGGACGAGAGGAUCCAGCCAAUGACCAACUCAGAGAUCAGCUGCAUGGAGAAGCUGUGCCACCCCAACGUGGUGCGUCUGUACGAGGUGAUGGAGACCAGCAGGAAGCUGUAUCUGGUGAUGGAGUACGGCAGCGGCGGAGACCUGUUCUCCCGGAUCACCAGCAGGGGGAAGCUUACCGACCUGGACGCCAGGCUGGUGUUUGCACAAGUCGUCUCUGCUGUGAAACACAUGCAUGACAACAACAUCGUCCACAGAGACCUCAAGGCGGAAAACAUCUUCUACACAACCAGCUACUGCAUCAAGGUCGGAGACUUCGGCUUCAGCGCCGAGAAAGGCCCGAACGAGCUCCUCACCAACUUCUGUGGCUCCCCGCCGUACGCCGCCCCCGAGCUGUUUCAGGACAAAGGUUACGCCGGCUGCUGCUCGGACACGUGGGCCUUGGGUGUUCUCCUGUACUUCAUGGUGACGGGCGCCAUGCCCUUUCGCGGGGACAAGCUCGGGAGGUUGAAGCGCUGCAUCCUGCAGGGGGCCUACGCCGUCCCAGCCUAUGUGCCCCCUCCGUGCCAGCUGGUGAUCAAGGGCAUGCUGCGGCCGUUGCCCGUCGACCGCCCGUCUCUCGCGCAGGUCGCGUCCGGCCCCUGGCUGGAGGGGAUCGAGUGCCCGCGCGCGUACGCCUCGCUGCCCCUGUCGCCGGCGCAUUUCGCCCAGGCCCACCGGGCGCUGUGUGCCGAGGAGCAGGAGGUGAAGACUUUGCUCAGGGACCUGGGUAUCACGGCGGGUCAUUUCCAAAACAACCCCUGCCUGAACGGUCGGAGCCCGUUGACGGGGACCUACCGGAUCCUUCUCCACCGGGUCCAGAAGAGGAGGACGGUGGAGGCGGCGGGUUACUCGGUGCUUCACCCCGAUGACUACGGGAGCUCUAAGAGGUGGACUGUAGAGGUGGACGACCCCUCGGCUGUCUGCGUCGUGCUGUGAGGAGAAAUAACGGGGAAACAGUUUUGCUUCGGUGGCUUUAUGGCAAACACAUGGGCCGGCGUCCUCACUGGCACUCCGUCGCUUAAUUGAGCCUCCCUUAAUUUGUGCGGCGUUAUGUUACAUGUUGAGCAAUGCUCAAGUUGCGCAAUGCUUGAGCGGAAUGGCAAACACAUGGAGGUUGAGAUCUGAGUCGGACGCUUCUUCCGUCCCACAUCGUAAGUCAAUUAUACUUUACGGACCAGGGCACCUUCCUUUAUUGGCUGUGACUUUAUGUUCCCAUCGUUACAUCACCAACAAAAGCUUAAUGAUACACGACGUUCAUCAAUCACCGCAUGCAGGUAAUCCUAGUGCGAUAGACAGAAAUGAAACCUGAGACUAUGGAAUAAUAUCUGGAGAAAAGGUUACUCUGGCCAAUAACAGAAUCAGGAACAGAGGUGCUUUUUUUGUUUUAAACAUGAACAAAUGCCUAAAACGCCUUACUUAAUAUUUACUUAAUAUGUUUUUUGAACACUGAGUAUUUUUCAUGGUUGUCACCAAAAGUCUGGAGCUCACAUACUUUUAAAAUAACAUAUAACAUUUCACAUCUGUAUUAAAAAGUGUGUUAAUGUUUGCCCAUGUUUUAAUGAAAUAAUAAAUGCUUGAGUUUUGCCUGAACUGUUA